UCGGCAUACGUUUUAUUAAUGUUGAAAAUUCUUGCUAAAUAUUCGUAAACAAAAGAAAUCAAGAUUGGGGAAAAUUAAUAAGCAGAUUGUAAAACCAUAGGGUUUAAUAUGUCAAAAACAAGGCGGGCCACCCAUGCAGGGAGCUGGUAUACAAAUGAUGGGAGGGAGCUGAGCAAUCAGUUGGAAGAGUGGCUGUCAAAAGCUACCCCAUCUUAUUCUCCAGCAAGAGCCAUUAUUGCUCCCCAUGCGGGUUACUAUUACUGUGGAGCAUGUGGUGGUCAUGCCUAUGGACAGAUUGAUCCAACCAACGUAAAGAGAGUGUUUGUUCUAGGACCCUCCCACCAUGUCCGUCUGUCUGGUUGUGCCCUCACCGAAACUUCCACAUACCAGACCCCUCUGUAUGAUCUAAUUAUAGACCAAAAAAUAAAUGAAGAAUUAAAUGCCACAAAUGCUUUUGAGAAAAUGAAGAUUGGCACAGAUGAAGAUGAGCACAGUAUAGAGAUGCAGUUACCCUACAUUGCCAAGGUUAUGGAAAGGAAGCGUGGGCAGUUCACGGUGGUACCAGUUUUGGUUGGUUCCCUGUCCUCAGACAAGGAGAAGCUCUAUGGGUCUAUAUUUAGUCAGUAUCUUGCAGAUCCCACCAAUUUGUUUGUGAUAUCCUCCGAUUUCUGUCACUGGGGACAACGAUUCCGUUAUACAUUCUACGACAAGUCCUGUGGUGAAAUCUGGCAAUCCAUUGAGGCCUUAGAUAAAAUGGGAAUGAAUGCAAUAGAACAAAUGGACCCUGUUAAAUUUUCUCAGUAUCUUAAAGAUUAUGAAAACACUAUAUGUGGCAGAUACCCUAUAGUUGUUCUACUAAAUGCAAUAGAUGUUCUAAGAAGAAAUGGAAAUGGUCACCGAAUGUCCUUCAAGUUUACAAACUAUGCCCAGUCCAGUCGAUGUAAGAAGACCAGCGAUUCGUCGGUCAGUUACGCAGCAGGUGCACUUCUGAUGCAGUAAUUCUAAUAUCGUAUAUUGUCAGUGGUCCGUUAAUUUACACGAAAUUUUCGAACUUCAUAUUAUUUUUUGGAUAUUUAUGAACACAGUUUAAAGUGUACACUCAUAAUUGGGUAAUAUAUCCCUUGUCUUAAUAUGUGUCGAAAUAAUGAAUUAGAUACGACUAUAAAGUAAAAUUCUGAGUUGUCAGUCUAAAUUUGGCUUGAGUCAAGUAUGAAUGAGUUGCCAAUUUGCAUUUACAUGUACAUGUAUUUUGAAGUUGCCUUUUUUUCUUUUGUAAUAAAAUGUAUAAAAAAGAA
Molecule: messenger RNA, 1295 nt
Organism: Saccostrea cuccullata (small rock oyster)
Lineage: Eukaryota; Metazoa; Mollusca; Bivalvia; Ostreida; Ostreidae
Product: protein MEMO1-like
Exons: 8
Coding region: 109-999 (296 amino acids)
Source: RefSeq, a predicted model, not a curated record